CGUAGAAAUGGCCUUGGUCUCUUUACCCACCAUCAAAUACAGCAGUAGAUUUAUCUCGCAUUCCCCACAUUCCCUUCCUUACAUCUCUCUACCAAGCAAAUUACAAAACCUUCCUCUUAGAGAACCACAAAAGAAGGCUUAUGUUCCUAGUAAUUCUCACUCUCCAAUUUCACACCAAGCUUUGAUUUACAGCAGCUUCUCUUCGAGACACACACGCUUAGCACUAGUGCCAAUUAAUGCUAAAAACUCAGGAUCAGGAGAGGAAGAUCAUUCUGAUGCUAAAAGAUCAGGAUCAGGAGAGGAAGAUCAUUCUGAUGGUAAACAUUCAGGAUCAGGAGAGGAAGAUCAUCUUGAUGCUAGACACUCAGGAUCAAGAGAGGAAGAUCAUCGAGCUCUGGAGACUGUUAACAAGUUUUACGCCGCAAUCAAGAACAAAAACAUUAAUCAGUUAUCUGAUAUAAUUGGAGAUGAAUGCAGAUGCAUCUGUAAUUUCUCCUCUUUUUUCCAAUCCUAUGAUGGGAAAAUGCAAGUGUUGGAUUUUCUCUCUAAUCUGAUUAAAAGCUUUGGAAAUAAUUUUGAAUUUAUUGUAAAACCGACAUUGCAUGAUGGUAUGCAUGUUGGCGUUUCAUGGAGGAUAGAAUGCAAGAAUAUUCGUGUGCCUCUAGGAAAGGGUUUCAGCUUCCAUAUUAUGCAGUACUACCAGGGAAAGCUGUAUUUAAGAAAUGUGGAGAUGUUCAUGGAACCGCUUCUUCAUAUUGAACCUGUUAGACUGAAAUUGAUUGCGUUUGUGAUGAAACUAAUAGACAAGAUGGAUAUUCACAUAGGAUCCAAGAGUAAAGGCAAGAGAGUCGUGUAUUUUUUACUCGCUAUGUUCCUCAUUUUUGCCUGGGUGUACUUGUUUAAACUCAUUUUGAAUUAGCCUCAAGGCAUGGACCACAAUGACAUGUAAUUUAAAUCCACGAUCUACAUAGAAAAAAGCAAGGUCCCUCAUGGCAAUAUGGGACAAAUUCGAUAAAGAGGGUGUGGGGGUCGGGAACCAUUGCAGAGUCGCAAUUAUCCUGUGCCUCUCUCUCUCUCUCUCUCUCAUACUAUUUUACAGAAGUGGUUGCCACUUUAAAAAG
Quercus lobata is the source of this 1121-nucleotide messenger RNA. RefSeq lists its product as uncharacterized. The coding region runs from base 8 to 919 and encodes 303 amino acids. The record is from RefSeq and is a predicted model, not a curated record. The transcript is spliced from 5 exons. NCBI's taxonomy places the organism in Eukaryota, Viridiplantae, Streptophyta, Magnoliopsida, Fagales, Fagaceae.